Molecule: messenger RNA, 1991 nt
Organism: Pogoniulus pusillus (Red-fronted tinkerbird)
Lineage: Eukaryota; Metazoa; Chordata; Aves; Piciformes; Lybiidae
Gene: TRMT10C
Product: tRNA methyltransferase 10C, mitochondrial RNase P subunit
Exons: 2
Coding region: 283-1521 (412 amino acids)
Biological process (GO): positive regulation of mitochondrial translation; mitochondrial tRNA 5'-end processing
Cellular component (GO): mitochondrion; nucleoplasm; nucleus
Molecular function (GO): tRNA binding
Source: RefSeq, a predicted model, not a curated record
CACCCCCCCCCUCUCCCUUCGCUCCAGGGCCCCUCUGGCAGCCCGGCAUAGAGCCGGCGCCGGAUUCCCGGCGCACACCGCUACCUCUGCCCCACCGGGUCAUGGUACCGCGCAGGCUCCUACGCUGGGGCGGAAGAGAGGCCCGGAACCUCCGCCGUGCGGGCGUGUAACGCUGCGGACAGUCGGGUUGCACAGCACCGCGGCGCGGCAGGCCGGCAGUCCCCGCGCAUGUGGAGCCCGCUCGCCCUGAGAUAAGUAUUUGAACACAGCACAUGUAUAAGUAUGCAGUCUGCUAAUACACUCCUGAAAAAAAUUGUAAGGAGUUCUGUCCUUCCAUUUGCUGCACAGCAUGGGAUGAAAAAGGACUUCUUUCCACUCAGUAGAACUCUGAGUUUAUCAUUUUGUGUGAAACAGGACAAUUCAUGCAGUCCCUCAGACAAGAUAGACUUAGAUGGAUGGAAGAAGGUCAUGAAGUCUGGGUUGCAAGAAGUCAGUGAGACGGUCUCUGAGCAUAAGGAGCUUUCCACUUUGGCUGGUGCACGUGAGCUUUUGGACAUGUGGAGGCUAGCUGGCAGAUCUGUUCCAGAAAAUAUUACUGAAGAACAGCUGAAAAUCUUUGUAGAAUGUCCUUCCAAGUCAUCCCAAAAGAAAUAUUUAAAGUACUUGUAUCUCAAGGAACUAUACAAGAAAAAUGACAAAAGAAAGAUGAUGGAGAAAAGGGAAAGGAAGCUGGAAGAACAAGAGCAAGAUUCAAAACUGGAUAAUACCAAAAAGAAUUCAAUUAUUUAUUUUCGGGCCAACAUCAUGGAUAAAGCAUGCAAUUGGAGGGUUGCUCAGUCUAUGAUCUUUGGACAAUCUCUAGUAUUUGACAUGUCUUAUGAAAAAGAUAUGUCCAUCCGAGAAGUCACAAAUACAGUGAAACAGAUAGUGUUAAGUGAAAGCUUCAAUCGAAGAUCUGUGGAUCCAUUCCACAUCUACUUCUGCAACCUCAAGGAGGACAGCCUGUAUCAGAAGGAAUUUAUCAAGCAUUACAGAGAAGCGUGGGACAGAUUGCUUGUCACUGCAACAGAUCAGUGCUACACAGAAGUGUUUCCCAAGGAUAAGCUUGUCUAUCUGACUGCUGAUUCUCCCAAAGUAAUGAAAACAUUUGAUCAUGAUAAAAUUUAUAUUAUUGGGUCAAUGGUUGAUAAGAGCAUAAAAACAGGAGUCUCUUUAGCACGGGCAAAGCGACUGGGGCUGGAGACUGCAGCCCUUCCGCUGGAGAAGUACUUGCUUUGGAGCAGUGGUGCUAAAAAUCUCACACUGGAUCAAAUGAUGCAUAUUUUACUGACCUUGAAAGAUACUGGAGACUGGAAAAAGGCUUUGGAAUUUGUUCCAAAAAGGAAACAUAUUGGCUUUGUAAACAAGCCUGUCCAUGAACUGAAAAAAACCUUAAGCCUGAUCAACACACUUAAACUUGGAAAGAAACAGGAAGAAAUACGAAAGCAGUUUGCCAAGAACUAUUCAAAAAAGCUAACAUAAAAAGUAUAGUAAAUGGAGCAGAGAAUGACUUUAUGGGCAAACUGUGCCAUUGAAUGUUCCAGUAUUCUCAGGAAUUCUGGAAAUGCCUUCAUUUCUGAAAACAUGCCUUUGUUGCUAAAAUUUGAGAGAAUAAUUGUUAGGGAUUUUUUUUCUUAGAUUACCUUAGUAUUCCAGCUGUUUAUUCACGGUAUUGAAAUUGUGUAAUGAGUUAAUGUUACCUGUUCUACAGAAAUUGUAUCAGUCUGUUCCUUUGAACUGUGUUGAGACAGGGGUGAUUAUAGCAAAGCAAAGGCUCUUCAAAGGCUGCGUCAGUGCUCUGGGUUUGCAGAGAAGGGAGGCCAUCCACAGUCUUUCUUGAAGUUUAGCUGCAACAAAAGUGAAGAGACCUCUCCAUAAUUUUCUGUAAUCGUAUUUUGGUGUGUAGAUGAACUGCCCUUUAAUAGCAUUAAAUAAAUAGAAUUAAAAACAAA